AUGAAGGAUAUAUCAGUGUUUAUAGAUAAUAGAUUGAGAACAUAUAUGUUAGAUAUGAAUGGAAUUGAGAAAUCAAAGAGUUCAGAUAAUAUCACUUUCAGCCUAAGAAUUCCACUUCCAAAAACUCAGAACAUAUUCUUAAUAACCCUUAAAAUGAGAGUUGAUGCUAGUUUUAAAAAUGGACUGAGAGAUUCUGUACAAAUAUCAAGAGCUAUUCUGUAUGAAAUUGGUGGAAUAAUGACAUAUCCACUUGAUGAUAACAGAAUAGUUCUAAUUCAAGUACUUAAAAAUCCAACAAUAAAGAAAAAACUGGACGAGUUAUUAUUAAAUGAUUUCGAAUACACCAUGAAAAGGGUCAAUGGUGAUGAUGAAAUUCUAUCAAGAUGUUCCAUAUUCACAAUGUUGUGUGAUUUGUUGAAAACGCGGAAGUGGAUCCACGUUGGUAAAUCAAUGGACUACUUAGUGUCAUCUGAUUUCAAACAUUCAACUGAUAAACAAUCAAUAGCAUUCUCUUGCAAUAUAGAAAAGACGGAAAGAGAAACUGUAUUAAACGAAAAAAAGCUGAAAAUAACCAUAAAAAUGAUAGUCUAUAUAGUGUUAAUAAACAACAUUCAAGUGAAUAAUAACAACCUUAUGAACAAAGAUAUGAUUGGAACUAGUGUUUUAUGCCUACCUAAAUGCUCUGGAUAUGCCAGAAUCAACUCUUACAAAAGUUCAAAUGAAACUAACGACUUUCUAAUAUCAUACUGGAAAAGAUGCCAUGGAUACUUUUUGGAACCGAAAGAUGUUGAAGUUACAGUCAAUGUAUCAUUCAAAAACUCGUCAUACGAUUACCCUUCAUCACUACUACUCAAAAGUCAAAUUGUCAUUUUACCAUUCAAAUCAGAACAAUACAAACAUCAAUCAAUUAACAAAAUACUCAAGGAUAUUGAGGGAUUGGGGGAUUAUGGAAUUGAGUAUGUAGUACCAGUGGAUAAUGUGGAGAAUGAAAUUGAUGAACUAGGUUAUAAGUCAAAAUGGGUGUCAAAAUCAAAAACUAAGCUAUUAUUACCACCAUUAAACACUUUUGAAGUGAAAAGUAAGAACAUCAGAAAGCAUAGGUUACCUCCAAUUGAAUACUGUGUGAAGAAUAAAUCACAGAAAUGUGAUGAAUUAAAUGUAGAUGAUAAAAACUUACUCACCAACUCAUUCUGGUCAAAUGUUAAUCAACAAAUAGAGAAAUUUAUGUAA
Theileria parva strain Muguga is the source of this 1230-nucleotide messenger RNA. RefSeq lists its product as uncharacterized. Lineage: Eukaryota; Apicomplexa; Aconoidasida; Piroplasmida; Theileriidae. The record is from RefSeq and is a predicted model, not a curated record. The transcript has 9 exons. Bases 1 to 1230 code for a protein of 409 amino acids.